ACUUCAAAUGUCAAAGAACGGAGUUUCGAUUCUAGCAGUCACAAAACGUAAACCAAUAUUAAUGUGUCGUAUUUUGUGUUAUUAAAUGUGAACUACUAUUUAUUUAAGUUACAAUAAUAUAAUGUAUGACAAUGGCCUCGGUAAAAGUUGCUGUAAGGGUUCGCCCGUUCAAUCAAAGAGAAAAGGACAUGGCCGCCAAACUCAUAGUUCAGAUGGAGGGAAAGAAAACGCGACUCCUUACCGUCAAAAGUAGCAAGGAACAAAAUGAGGGUAGCCGUGAAAAGUACAAGGACUUCACGUUUGAUCAUUCUUACUGGUCAUUCGACGGCGGCGACAAGCAUUACGCUUCACAAGAACAGGUAUUUUCCGACUUGGGUCUGGAUGUGAUAGACAGCGCUUUCGAAGGAUACAAUGCCUGUGUUUUCGCUUACGGUCAAACUGGAAGCGGGAAGACUUUCACCAUGAUGGGAUCGCCGGAAUGCCAAGGUCUAAUACCACGUAUAUGCCGGCAACUAUUCUCCCGCGUGGCAGCCGGCAAGGAGUCAGGGGCUUCCUACCGCACCGAGGUCAGCUACUUAGAGAUCUACAACGAAAGAGUGAAAGAUCUGUUGUCAACGGAUGCGGGACACUCCCUCAGGGUCAGGGAGCAUCCGAAGCUGGGACCGUACGUUCAGGAUUUGUCCAAGCACUUGGUCUCCGAUUAUGAUGACAUACAGGAGUGCAUGCACCGCGGGAAUCUGCACCGCACCACCGCCUCGACCCAGAUGAACGAUGUGUCGUCCAGGUCGCACGCCAUCUUCACGAUCACGUUCGUGCAGGCCAGCUACCUGCGCCACAACAACAUGCCCAGCGAGACCGUCUCCAAGGUCCACCUCGUCGACUUGGCUGGCAGCGAACGUGCGGACGCCACAGGAGCCACAGGGCAGCGGCUGGUAGAAGGCGCUCACAUCAAUAAGUCGCUGGUCACACUGGGAUCCGUCAUAUCGGCUUUGGCAGAAUCCAGUCAGACGGUGGAAAUUAAACUACAGAAAGGCUCGAAAAAGAAUGUUUUCAUUCCGUACCGGGACUCCGUGCUCACGUGGCUCCUGAAGGACUCGCUCGGCGGAAACUCGAAAACUAUCAUGAUAGCCGCGAUAUCACCGGCGGAUUGCAACUACGGCGAGACCCUGUCGACCCUGCGGUACGCGAACCGCGCCAAGAACAUCAUCAACAAGCCGACCAUCAACGAGGAUCCCAACGUCAAGCUCAUCCGCGAGCUGCGCGAAGAGAUCGACAAGCUUCGGGCGCAGCUCACGCACAAUUCGUGCUCUGUUGAGAACGAGCCGGGAGUGCUGGCGACGUUGCAGCGCAAAGAAGCCCAAGAGAAGGUCCUCACAGAGAAGUGGACGGAGAAGUGGCGCGAAACGCAACAGAUCCUGCAGGAACAGAAAGCUCUCGGACUCAGGAAGAGCGGACUCGGCGUGGUGCUGGACUCGGACAUGCCGCACCUCGUGGGGAUCGACGACAACCUGCUGUCCACCGGCGUCACGCUCUACCACCUCAAGGAAGGCGAGACGCUGAUAGGCACGGAGGAGCACUCGCCGAUACCGGACAUCGUGCUGUCGGGCCCCGGCGUGCUGCCGCUGCACUGCCGCGUGACGCUGUGCGCCGGCACCGCCACGCUGCACCCCUGUGCCGGCGCGCACUGCUGGCUCAACACCGUGCUGCUCGACAAGCCGGCCAAACUCAGCCAAGGUUGCAUUCUUCUCCUGGGCCGAACCAACAUGUUCCGGUACAAUGACCCCGCGGAGGCGGCCAAGCUGCGCCAGGAGGGCAGCGCCAACAUGAACCUGUCGCGGCUCUCCUUGCUGUCCUGGUCCACCACCGACCUCGCGGCCAGCACCGAGAACCUCAACUCCAGCGCCCUCUCGGAUCUAGAAAGCGAGAUCCGUUGCGAGCGUAUAGAGGCACAGCGCGCCGAGCUGGAGCGAGAGAGACAACAGUUCCUGAUGCAGCAGGAGGAGCGCCAGCGCAGGUGGAACGCGGAGAGGGAAGAGCUCCUGCAGGCGCAAAAGAAACUUGACGAGGAACGCGAGGCGAUGGAGAAGGAGUACGCGGCGGCCUGCAGGAGACUGUCCGGGGACUGGAGAGCGCUGGAGCGGGGCUGGACCAACCGCAGGAGGGCGCUGCGCUGCAGGCAGAGGGAGCUGGCGGCCAGGACGCAAAGACUCAGGGGGCUCAGCGACACUCAUCAGGGAUGUGUGGAGACCGAAGAGUCGCGCAUGCUGGAACUCAGAUCGAGGAUCGACAACAAGAGGAUAGAGUUGGAAGACUACGCCAAGAAUAUUAUCAGGGAAUUAGUGGAGAGCGGCAAAAUCGAGAGUUCAACGCCAAGUCCGGACAGUCCCGCGUCGGAGACCAGCACGGAGAGCCUGAUGCACCUGCUGCGUCAGUGCGAGCCCGACACCGCGACCAGCAUCAAGGACACCGUCGACCGGCAUAAGAGAGAGCUGGUGGAGCUGGAGGAGGAGCUGCAGAGCCGGGUGCGGUCGGUGUCGAACCAGCGCGUGAAGGUGGAACGGCUGCAGGCCGAGCUGGCGCUGCUGGCCGUGCAGGAGCUGGGCCUGCGCCGCGCGCUCGCCGCCGACCUCACGCCCGCCGCGCCCACAGAAGGUGACAGUCAAGCGUCACCCACGGAAGGAGUGAAGCGCAGCAAGUCCGAGCUGGUGCUGCGCAGGACUCCUCGCGAGGAGGUGCUGGACCCACUCUCCGCUGAUGAACGGGAUGAGUUCCGGGACAAAAGAAUCAACCUCAGUCUGAGUCUAGAUCCACUGGCGUGUCCCGACUCGCUGAACGCGGAGGAGUACCAGACCGCGAGCUCCACCACCCCGAAGUCAUUCCCCCCGGAGAGCUCGCCCCCCCGCGACUCCCCGCAGAGCUCGCCCCCCCGCGGCCCCCCGCAGCCGAACUUCCGCCUGGGCCCCGUGCCCGACGACAGCGACGAUAUGUCCAGUACUGAGGACUAUCACAAGCCCAGGAUAGUGGAGGGCCAGUCGUCCAGCUCCAUGGACAGGUCGCCGGAAGAGAGACACCAGAGAGCAAAAUACAGAAGAAAGAUAACUGGCGACAGUAAGUCAGGGCGGCGACAAGUGACCGAAGCAGAGGCACUGCGCGCGAUGCAGAGGCUGUGCUCUCGGAUAGCUUCACAGAAGAUGCUCGUCAUCUCUUCACUGGAGAACGACUGCUCGAAGGAGGAACUAAACAGGCAGAUUGCGGUUCUCCAAGAGCUUCAAAAGAAAUACGUCAGGCUGGAGAUGGCGCUGCAGUAUUCGUUCUUCGACAGCCCGCAGAACAGGAGGUCGAUGAUGGUCACUCCGAUACAGGAAACUCCCUCCCUCACCCUCUCCGAGAGCGACAUGCAGGUCGCCACGGACGACCCCGGCGCCGAGAACGGGAACGGGGUCCUCACCGACCCUCUGCUCAACAGGCUGAAGGAGCAAGAGCUGGAAGCGUCGGACAACGUGUCGACGUCCAACGACGAGCUGCCCGCAGAGCAGCCGGACGCGUGGGACGACCCGCUGCGCCGCGCGCUGGAGCCCGACGCGCCCGCACGCAACGGAGCCGUCGCGCCCACGCUCGUGCAUCUACCGCUCGAGGAAUCAACGGACAACGGAGGUCUAACUCACCCCAUAGAUUUUAACGCGGUGGUGAGCGUGCCGGGGUGGGUGACGCGCGGGGCGGGGGCGCGCACGCACCACGAGUACGAGGUGCGCGUGUGGCUGGGCGCGCGCUGCCGGUACUCGCUGCUGCGGCGCUACCGGCGCUUCCGGGACCUCUACCUCGAGAUGCGGGCGCGGUACCCGGCGCAGGUGGGCGGCAUCCCGUUCCCGCCGCGCACGCUGUGGGCGGGCGAGGGGGUGGCGCGCGCGCGGCGGGGGGCGCUGGAGCAGUUCCUGCGGCGCCUGCUGCGCGUGGCCGCCGCCGACCCGCGCUCCCCGCUGCACGCCGCGCCCCUCACGCGGGACAAGCUCGUCGCCUUCUCGCCCUUCUUCCGAAAGGGAGUGUUCGAGAGCGGCAAGUGCGGGACGGGAUGAUGCAGCGCGGAGGUCGGCGCGGCGCGGGCGCUGGGGGCCGCGGCCGCCGCCCUUCUGCGCGCGCUGCUGCUGGCCGUCCUGCUGGCCGCACGCUGCCUGCUGCUGCUGCUGCUGCUGCUCGCGCUCUACGCCCUCAGGAGGCGACGGUAGCCCACACCUCGCAACCACUCUACGCAACUUGACGACGAAUAACUACAGAUACUAAACUAGCUCAUUUUUUUCCUACCUAAGCUGAUAGCCUUGAGAGGCUAUUUCAGCGUAACCUUAACUAGUAGGUGAGCUCACGAGGC
Molecule: messenger RNA, 4363 nt
Organism: Bombyx mandarina (wild silkworm)
Lineage: Eukaryota; Metazoa; Arthropoda; Insecta; Lepidoptera; Bombycidae
Gene: Klp98A
Product: kinesin-like protein 98A
Biological process (GO): microtubule-based movement
Molecular function (GO): phosphatidylinositol binding; microtubule motor activity; ATP binding
Source: RefSeq, a predicted model, not a curated record